AGUAGACUUCAUUCCCCACUGAGGAGGCACGUGUUCAAGUUUUUGCAGUUCCAAAGAAAAAAAAAAGUCAUCACAAUGAAGCAGGUUUUAAUCUUGCUGUGCCUUCUGGUCUCCGCCUUUGCUGCCCCUGCACCAGGCAGUGAGAGUAGUGAGGCUGCAGCACACGCUAAUGAGGCCCUGAGGUUGAUGGAGAUGUACAGGCUGUACCAGCAGCAGGGGCUUGCAAACCCCUUCCUUCCAAGUGCCGAUGCCCCUGCUAAUUCUGUUGUUGCACCUGCGGUGGUUGCUUACCAAGCCCAGCUGGCUCCCGCCCCUGCGGAGGACGACUCAGACGAGGAAACCGAGGAUGGGAACCCCGCUCCUAGAGUUGCAGUCGCCGGUGCUCCUGCUGCUCCUCUGAACUCUGACGAAGAGGAGGAAGCUGAGGAGACGGAGGUAGCUGAGGUUGAGCCGACUGUGGUGGACACGGCACCUGCGGACCCCACAGCAGCUGCUGAGCCUGAAAUGGUUGACAUCCCUCCAGAUGCUGCUCCAGUUGAUGGUGUUGUUGUUGUUGCCGUGCCCCCUGUUGACAUUGUUCCUGUGGACACAGCUGCCGAGCUGCCUGUCGAUGUGGCCGGCCCCGUCGCUACUGAUGUUCCCGUUGCUGAUGUUGCUGCAGCCACAGCGGCUGCUGAGGUUCUUGCAACACUGUAAUUAUCCACCUCUCCCUUGCCACUGAAGGUGUAUUGUGUGUUUACAGAAAAUUGGAGGUUAAAACACCCUUAGCUUACUUUAGUUGUAGGCUUCUUGAAUGAACAUUGGAAGAAGCCAUGAUAAAAGAUUAAGUAUCUUGUCCACAUCUAAGCCAAAAUCUUGAUGUGGAUUUUUGUUUUUUUUAUCCCGUUUUUACUUUUCUUUCCUCAACGAAUUUUUUAAUUGGUUUGAAAUUUUUCAGCUGUGUUCCAUUGAGUGAGUGACAAAAGGUCAGACAAUGUUUUGUUUUUCGUUUCUGUUAUCCACAUUUUUUUGUUACAAAUUAAAACAUAUGUUGCUAUGUCAGUUUUUUAUUUGAGACAUAAUGUUAUCUUUUCAGACUGAGUACAAUUGUAACUGGCAAUUUUGAUUUGGAAUAAAAAAAAUCCAAUGUGGAGUUCCUCAAG
This is a messenger RNA of Poecilia latipinna (sailfin molly), 1142 nucleotides long. RefSeq names its product enamelin (gene enam). The record is from RefSeq and is a predicted model, not a curated record. The coding region runs from base 76 to 696 and encodes 206 amino acids. Lineage: Eukaryota; Metazoa; Chordata; Actinopteri; Cyprinodontiformes; Poeciliidae. The transcript is spliced from 8 exons.